Molecule: messenger RNA, 1809 nt
Organism: Amphibalanus amphitrite
Lineage: Eukaryota; Metazoa; Arthropoda; Thecostraca; Balanomorpha; Balanidae
Product: testis-specific serine/threonine-protein kinase 1-like
Exons: 5
Coding region: 137-1117 (326 amino acids)
Biological process (GO): protein phosphorylation; intracellular signal transduction; microtubule cytoskeleton organization
Cellular component (GO): cytoplasm
Molecular function (GO): protein serine/threonine kinase activity; tau-protein kinase activity; ATP binding
Source: RefSeq, a predicted model, not a curated record
GCUUUUCUGCCGUAGAAAGAUGUUAAAUUUCGCAGUAACACCGUUGGGUUUCUUUCUGCUUUAUUUUCAUUUUAAAUCGCUGAGUAUAAAUCUUACGUGAAAAGCAUUUAGUUUAAAGCAAAAUUUACGUUUUCUUAUGGCACAACAUGCCUCCUCAGCCCGAAGCUCAUCACGGCAGGACCGUCACAGCUCGAUUAGCAUCCUUCAUGGCGUUUUCGGCGAUGCCGCCGCUCAAAUUCUUAGCAAAAAGGGAUACAAGUUGGGAAAAGUAAUUGGUGAAGGCUCGUACUGCAAGGUGCGACUCUCAAGUAAAGUUUUGGACAGUGGAGAGCUCGUGAAAAUUGCAUGCAAGAUUAUCAAUAGGAAAAAGGCUUCUCAUGAUUUCGUUACGAAAUUUCUGCCGCGAGAGCUGGACAUAAUACGCCAUAUUGACCAUCCCAAUAUAGUGAAGUUCUACGACAUUAUCGACAUCAACGACUGUGUUUAUAUAUUCAUGGAAUAUUGUGACAGAGGUGAUUUGUUGGAACAUAUUCGAAGUAAGGGAGCAUUGAAGGAACCAAAGGGACGUCACUACUUUCGUCAGCUGGUAUCCGCUGUGAAAUACCUUCACGCGUUGGAUAUAACUCAUCGUGAUUUGAAGUGCGAGAACGUAUUGCUGGUUUCUGAUCGUUCUCUGAAGCUCACGGACUUUGGAUUUUGCCGUCGCUGCCGGGAUGAAGCCGGAAAAAGAGUGCUGAGUAGAACGUUCUGCGGCAGUGCCGCAUACGCCGCUCCAGAGAUCCUUCAGGGCCAGCCGUAUAACCCCAAGAUGUACGACGUCUGGUCCUUGGGGUGCAUCCUAUACAUCAUGGUCACAGCUACAAUGCCUUUCGACGAUUCUAAUAUCAAGAAAAUGUUACGAUAUCAACAAGAGCGGAGGCUUGGUUUUAACGGUAAAAACCAGGAGCCUCUUACUGCCGGAGUAAAACGACUUAUCAGACACAUGCUGGAGCCGGACAUCACCCGGCGGGCCACCAUGGACCAGGUGGCGGCCGAUGCCUGGAUCUACGAGACCGACCUGCACGCCUUCUCCGGCUCUCAGCUGUCGUCACUGUCCAGCCUGCCCGCCAACGACUAGCAGAGGGCGCACAGGCUACCCGUCGGAAGACGAUCGGCAGCGGCCUGUCCAGCGCGACUGUCCACCGUCCCUGCCAUCCAGCGCGACUACCCACCAGCCCUGCUAGCAUCCAGCGCGCCUAACCGUGCCAGAGCAUCCAACAUGACCACCAACGACGUAACGGGACAGCCAGUCAAGACCUUCAGCCAAUAACCAGAAGAAGUCCAUCAAUCCAUUCGGCAACUGACCAGCUACUACUUACUGCAGUUGUGUAACUUCCGAUACCAAGCGAUGACGCGUAUGCAUUCAAGCGCCUCACAUCGGCAGCUAGAUACAGUUUCAGUGCUAAUUGCUACGGCAGUCCAUCGUCUGAAGAGAAAACAGAUGGAAACCGGGAUACGAAAUGCGAGAUAAAGAAGCCGGCCUUUGUGUCCAUUUGAGUCACUAGGAUUAGGCAAUAGACAAACGGAGACGUGAUAUUUUGGAAAUCAGUGUAAAGUCAGGGCAGCUCGCUUAAUUUGGUGAGCUGACACAAUCAAGUCCGACUCUGACCGAAGUCCGCCCUCUGCGGUACAGUAACCUGCGCCCACGGAAAGCCUGCACAACGGUUUGGCUCAUUAGGCGGCGGGGUAAAUUUUCGCACAUAUUCGGUUUCUCACUGGGCAGUUAAUUUCAUUUUAUUUAACAUCUUCCAAAUAUACAAGCUUUUUGCG